Molecule: messenger RNA, 3461 nt
Organism: Monopterus albus (swamp eel)
Lineage: Eukaryota; Metazoa; Chordata; Actinopteri; Synbranchiformes; Synbranchidae
Gene: ttc34
Product: tetratricopeptide repeat domain 34
Exons: 7
Coding region: 154-2664 (836 amino acids)
Molecular function (GO): protein binding
Source: RefSeq, a predicted model, not a curated record
GCUGCAUCUACAAUUAUUGAAUUUUUGUUGGCUAUCUCACCAGGUAAUAGAGAAGUACAGGAACUUCAAGCAGCAUAUUUGUUUUUGAUAGGAAGCUUUGGGGACAGUGCAGAAGUGUUCUCUACUCUCUUGCAUCAAAGACAUUUUCAGAAAAUGUCAGAGACUAGUACAAACAAAUCAUUCCAAGACACGCCUGAGAGGAGAGCUCGGCUCUUAACCAGUCGAGCAGCUGCUUGCUUCUCAGCAGGCGGACGGAUGGCUGAGGCAUGCGGUGACCUGGGGGAGGCAUUUGAGAUCCACCCUGCCACUGCCCGUAUUUAUUUCCAAAAGCUCUUCACAGAUCGUGGUAUUGGGGUGGCUGCUCAAAAGCACCUUCGGCAGCAGGCAGAGAGGGGCCUGUCUGGUUUCAAAGAGAGGGUACUCAUCCGUCCAGACCUGCGCUCCACUGAAGGAGUUGAACUCCUCGACCCUGUGAUCACUCAGUUACGAACUCUGUGCCAUUUAGAGCCUGACGGGGGAGGCCGAGAGCUGCGGGUACGACUGGCUGACUGCCUACUUCUCAGAGGGGAGCAGAAAGAGGCUCUCUCUAUCUGUAGCCAGCUAGCUGCCGCCCAAGGUCAGCAGAGCUAUCAAAACACAGUGCAAGUUCUUCGUGGAUAUGCGCGGCUUCUCUCUGAUGACCACAAGGGGGCGCUAGAAGACUUCCAAGCUGUGAUCGAACAUCACGCCCCACAUCCAUCCAGCUGUGUGCGGGCCCUUUGUGGCAGGGGGCUCCUGCGCAUGAUGGGUGACUUAAACUACCUCGCAGCUUUAGACUAUGUGACAGCCAGCAGGCUGCAGCCUCAGGAAACUGCGCUGACUGUUCGCUGCUUGGUGCCAUGGAACUACAGAGGGCUGCUGUUUACUGUUCUACUGGAACAAGGGCGAGCCAUGCUGGAAGGGAAUGGGGCGCAUGACUCCAAGUCCACAUUCAUUGAGAACUCCAAGCGGCACCAGCAGGACAACCAGCUGCAGGCCUCAUCAAAAAGAGACAACCACAGAUCAGAGACUCCUGCUGGUGUUCACUCCCUGGCUGUGCUGUUGAUGGAUCUCCAGCCAGGUGCUGAUGGGCCACAGAUCCUGGUGGCCGAUGCCUUGUACCAGCUUGGCCGGGUGGAGGAGGCUUACCGCUUGUUACUUUCCAUUGGGCCCACCAGUCCACGGGCACCCAUCCUGGUGCGCCUUGCCCUGCUGCAGCUGCACAGAGGCUUUCAUUAUGACACCAAUCAGCUGCUGAAAAAACUGAUCCAAUGUGGUAACACCAGCUGCUUGCGCCCCCUGUUGGCAGUGGCACAACAGAAGGACCGGGCACUACUGCAAGGACACUGUCACUGUGCUGCAAAACGCAUCUUGGAGGGCACGAGAGAAGAAAGCUCUGUCCGGGAGGCUGUGGCUUAUCUCUCCAUUGCUAUCAUGGCCUCUGGUGGUGAUGCAGCAGACUCUUUGCUGGAGAGAGCGAGGUGUUAUGCCCUGCUGGGCCAACGCAAGACGGCAAUCUUUGAUUUCAGUACUAUUCUGAAGGAGCAUCCAAAACAUGUUCAGGCCCUCUGUGGAAGAGGCUUCACCUAUCUUAUGCUGAAUCAACAGAAGGAAUGCACUCAUGAUAUCCUGGCAGCACUUCAGAUAAACACUAACAUAGUCACCAAAGACAUUCUGUCACUCAAGGACAAGGCACGGAGGCUGGUCUGUGAUUGGCUGCAUCAGUUCUGUCGAACCAAUCUGUCAGACAUCCUGGUCAAUCAUGCUGUCCCCUGUCAUGAAGAGCUGCUCAGGGAGGCUUUUAUAAUCAGUGGAGCUCUUAUGAGGACUGACUGCAGAAACCCCAGAUGGCAUCUCCUCUAUGUGGACAUCCUCUUAGCCAAAGGUGACAUUAAGGCAGCAGGUGCUCAUCUGUGCCAGGUGUUUGGCCAAGAACCAAGAGAUGCAGAGGCCCAGGCCAGGGUGGGUGUGGUGGAGGCCUGGCAGCAGAACUACCGCAGUGCAGCUCGUAGGCUCAGCAAAGUGAGUGAGAAGAAUCCCUCCAGUCUGCACUUCAUGUUGGCCUUGAUUCCAUUCAAUCAGCAAAAACUCAUGGCACAGGCAGCAGCACAGGAGGCCAGCAGCGUGUCAUCAGAUGGGAAGUGGGAUCAGGCUCUUACUCUGUUGACUGUGUCUGUACAAGCAGUGGGCAAUCAUAGACUCCAGUAUCUUCGCCAGCGGGCUGCCUGCCUUGCUCAGCUGGGCUUACAUGAGCGGGCCAUAGCUGACCUGGGCCAAGUUAUCCAGAAACAUGAGGCAUCAAGCGCCAGUUGUUCAGUUGACCUGCAAGUCUGGGCGGAGGACCUGUGUCGGCGAGGUCACAGCCUGGUGCUCUGCUCCAGGGAAGGUGCGGCCCUGGAGGACUAUGCUCAGGCCCUGGAGCUCCACAGGGACCAUGCUGUCCAGUGUGUGGAAGCUGGUCUGGGGAGGCUGCGCCUGGCUGAAUGCUUCCUCCGGGGGGCGCUGCAGCACUAUGGGGAGCAGGAGCUCAGUAAAGCUUGGACAUUGAUUGAAUGCGGACUCAUUGUGGACAGUGAUAAUGCAGAGCUCCGCAGACUGAGGGCAAGGGUCAAACGAGAAGUGGCCAGUCCCUGCAAUGUCAACUAGUCAGAGAUUCAAAUAGGACACAGGACCUCCAGCUGAGCUUAUGAAAUAUAGCCAUGUCAGUGCCUUUACUUUCAGAUGUUGUUUUGUGAAGGAACAUCUAACUAAAAUUUUAUACACCAAUUAGCCAAAACAUUAAAACCACUUGUCUAAUAUUGUGUAGGUCUCACCGAACAGCUCUGGACUGUCGAAGCAUACAAGGCAUCUUCUGGUAUCUGACACAAGAUGUUAGCAGCAGAUCCUUUAAUUCCCCAGACUAGUCAGUCUGGAACUUUUUGAUUGAAACAUCCAUCCUGAUGAGGGUCAUGUGGAGUCAAUCCCAGCUGGGUGAGAAGCAGGGUACACCCUGGACAGGUCACCAGUCUAUCACAGGGCUGGCAUGGAGACAAACAGCCAGACACACCUACACAGGCGAUUUAGAGUCACUGAUCAACCUAAGCUGUGUUUCUUUGGACUGUGGGAGGAAGCCGGAGUACUGGGAGAGCUCCUGGGACUCGAACCUGGAGCCUUCUUGCUGUGAGACAGCAAUGCCAAUCACUGUGUCACCAUGCCGGUCAAUUGAAGCAUCCAUAAUUGAAGUAUUGUGAAAACGAAUUCAAAGAAUGAUGGUCUCAGUAAUGAUAUGGCAUAAAGGAAAUCAGCCAACAUGAACUUACAUAGCACUGUUUAAUUCAAAUUAUCACACCUAUAUAAGAGAUUUAGGAAAGUGCCGAUGUGCAGGUUUUAUGUUUUUAAAAUGGAAGCGGCAGUUUUCUUUAAUCACAUCCAUGAUACAAUUUAGUAUGGAUAAAUACAGCAAA